ACGGAAAAAAAUUGACUUCGCACUCGUGACCAACUUCAUGGCAGUCACGCGAGAGAGUGAGAGAUUGACAUUUUAAUGCUUCGUUUGCAAAAACCAAUACUCUCUGUGUGUUGAAAAAUGUGUUAAUUUGAUCAUUUCAUCUGUUCGUUCUUUUAAGAAAAUUUCCGAAAAAUAUUUCGUGUAAAUGAGCUGUGCACUCGAAAAUUGGAUGCAUGUAAAGCGAAUUUAAAUGUGCGUCAAUAAAAUCAGGGGCAUUUGAUCAGCACCCGUUUCAAAAAGUACCUUCAUUUCGAUUGAGCUGACGGAUUUCGUCUGCUUUGAACGCCGCAGCGGACCCAUAUACAAUUGGAUUUCAAGCAUUUUGAUGCCAAUAUGAAUAAUUACCAACAACAGCAACAACAGCAGCAGCAGCAGCAGCAGCAACACCAGCAACAUCAACAUCAGCAUGCCCUACAUCAAAUGCAACGUCAAAAUGUGCAUCAGCAAUUUCCACCUCAGCAUACGCAGUACAUGUAUAGUGAUCCAACGACCGCUCCUGCACCACGAACCGACGGAUUUACCGUGUUCCGAACCACUCAUGGCGACUACCUAAUGAACAACUACAACAAUUACGAAUUGUUUUCGAACAAUGCAUUCAUCCCUCCACAUCAUGCGAUGCAACAGCCACCACACUCCCAACAGCCGCCACCACCGCCGCCGCCACAGCAGCCAAGCCAAGAGCAUGCAUUCUACCAUGCAAACAAUCUGACCAUGGGUGAUCGUUACAUGACCGAUGCGAACAAUACGAACUUCAUCAACAGUUUGGUCGACAAUUGGAUACCGAAUAUGACUGGAAUGCCGUUUGGUGAGUACACACCAUUCGGUGAAUCACCGCUGCCGCCACAGAAUAUGUCAUCAACGCACAAUGUCACCGCACCAAUCAGCAAUGCCAACGAGAUUCGUGAAGACUUGACCAACAAGGAGAGCAGCAGCAACAGCAGCAUCAGCAGCAUCAGCGCGCCAAUAAUAAACAAUGAUCCGGACAUGAAAAAUGGCAACGUUUGCAACGAAAACAUUGGCAGUAUGAAAAUCAAUAGUCAAAUGUCAGCCGAUUGCAAGGAAGCAUUUAUUCAAACUAACAAUCUGCACGCGAUGAAAAAUGCACAAGCGUCAUGCACCAAUGGUAAUUUCCAAUGCGAUAACACGAAUCCAAUCAAACCAACUUCCGAUGUGAAAAAACCGCGAAUGGUCGCUGAAGUGAAACCCAUGCGAAUGUCUUAUUCCGAUGUGCUGAGCAAAAAUGUGUUCAUCAAAGACGAUCUAUCCGAGGCGAACACCUUCGCCAAUCGCAACUCGGGCGGUGCCAACAAUUUUGCAAAUGGUCUAGCCAAUGCGAACCCAUUGCAAAAAUCAUCGAAAACGGACAAAACCAAGAAUUCAAUCAAUGCCAGUGACAAAAAAUCGGCCAACGUUCACGACGACAUCAAAGACUAUUCGGCUAAUUUCAAAGGCACAAAAACGCCCGCCAAUUCAACCACGGUGCAAAAUUCGGCCGGCAUCAAAAGUUCAUCGAGUUUCGAUGGUGAUUCGAAACCAACGGACAUUGAUGGUAAACAAUCGAAGAAAAAAACCAGCGCAAAUGUUACAAACGGCAAAACCACCAAUCGGACCACGAAAAAUGCAUCCACGGAAUUUUUGAGCAAACGACGUUCACAGACCGAUUUAAAUGUACCACCGACGAAAGAUGACAGUGAUAAAAACUCCUCCCCAAACAACAAUGGCUAUUUUUACAAUAUCACAAAGAAUGAACCGUCAAACGCUGAUAAACCAUUUCCCAGCUACACAAAAACCAGCCAGAGAAAAAAUGCUUCCAGUAAAUCGUUUUCGACUGCAGCCACAUCGAGCCGAAGCAAUUUACCUCGCACCGAAAAAUCUACCGUCUACCAACAGAAGCGCAGCAGUAAAUCACGCAAAAACAAUACGUACGAAUUCAUUUUGAAAUUGGCGCACACUUGGUUCAAUUACAUGCUGUUCUUUUUCAAAUGGUUGAUCGCCCUGGUUGCCGAUGUGUUCAUGCUGAGUAUUGGCAUCAUAUUGGACCAUUUUUCGGCCGUCUAUGAUUAUUCGUGUCAAAUGUUUUCGUCGUUGCGCAGUGAACUGACCAAUAAUUCCGGUCGUCCGUAUGCGUAUUUUAUUAGUUUAUGGCAAAAAUUCGAUAAUAAAUUCAGCAAAGACUCCAAAUGGGCCGUUUGGCGGCGUUUAUUUUCGAAGAAAAAACCACCCGAAACCAUACCAGACUACUACAAAAAUGGCCGAUUACCUCAAACUGGCGACGAAGCAAUGUAUUCAUUAUUGAAUUGUAAAGGAAAAGAUGCGUACAGUAUACUUGGUGUUCAGUCGGAUUGUUCGCAAGAGCAAAUUCGGAAGCAUUACAAAAAGAUUGCCGUGUUAGUUCAUCCGGAUAAGAAUAAGCAACCAGGAGCUGAAGAAGCAUUCAAAAUUUUACAACGUGCAUUUGAAUUAAUUGGCGAACCGGAAAAUCGAAAGUCCUACGAUCAAGGUGUUGCUGAGGCAUUGAAUGCGGAAAAGGCAUGGUCAGAACUGAACGAUUUACUGAAACAGUUGCAAACAAAAAUUGCCGAAGCAGUCAAUACGAUCAGAUGCAGCAGUUGUGGUUUACGACACCCUCGCAAGCCAACGGGUCGACCGCAUUAUGCCGCCAGACAGUGUAACCAAUGUAAAAUUCGGCACACUGCACGAGAGGGCGACAUUUGGGCUGAAUCUGACCCAUGGUUUUUCGGUUUGCGUUGGAAAUACUUGGCGCUAAUGGAAGGCAAAGUGCUGGAUAUCACUGAAUGGGCUAAUUGUCAAAAGGGUGCAUUGUCACAUUUACAACCAAACUCGCAUAUCGUUCAGUAUCGCAUUGUGUUGGGCGGACAGCAACAACAGCAGCAACAAAAUCAACAGCCACACUAUCAACAGGAAAAGGAGAGAUUAAAACGAGAACAAACAACUGAGCCAAGUCUGGAUGACUUUUUGGAUAAUUUGUACAGUGGCCAAAAUCCACAGAACCCAAAUGCUGGUGGUAAUGGUGCCGGAUCACGACGACGAAAUCGUAAAAACUAAACAGCCACUUACACACAGACACACAGACACACAAUACAAUUAUGGAAACAAAUAUGCGAUAUACAACUCCGUAUAAGUGAAUUAACAAAGAGAGAAGAGGAGAAGGAAAGAAAGAGAAAAACUCAUAGAGAUACACAACAAUAGUGUCUCUAUUUAAUAGCCACUUGAAAAGAAUAUUAUAACUGUAGUAAACAAAAAAAAAGAAGUACAUUUUGAAACUGAUAAUGUUGUAUUCAAAUUCUCAUUGACACACUCUAAAUGUGUUUUUACGAAGGCUGCAUAUAAAAUCGUCUAGAUGAAGUUUUCAGAAUAAAUGUACUCAAAAAAAUGAAUGCGAUCUUA
This is a messenger RNA of Sitodiplosis mosellana (orange wheat blossom midge), 3447 nucleotides long. Its product is annotated as dnaJ homolog dnj-5. Lineage: Eukaryota; Metazoa; Arthropoda; Insecta; Diptera; Cecidomyiidae. Gene Ontology annotation, molecular function: dopamine receptor binding. The record is from RefSeq and is a predicted model, not a curated record. The transcript is spliced from 8 exons. The coding region runs from base 373 to 3105 and encodes 910 amino acids.